Zootermopsis nevadensis is the source of this 12060-nucleotide messenger RNA. Its product is annotated as Wnk kinase. The record is from RefSeq and is a predicted model, not a curated record. NCBI's taxonomy places the organism in Eukaryota, Metazoa, Arthropoda, Insecta, Blattodea, Termopsidae. Gene Ontology annotation, molecular function: ATP binding; protein serine/threonine kinase activity. Gene Ontology annotation, biological process: protein phosphorylation.
AACUUCAGCAGUGGAUGGAACCCUUGAGGAUGAUGAUGAUGAGGAGAAGGCAAUUGGUGUUUCUCCAGAUGGAAGGUUUCUUAAAUUUGAGGAGGAGAUUGGAAGAGGAAGUUUUAAGACCGUGUACCGAGGCCUUGACACACAGACUGGUGUUGCAGUCGCAUGGUGUGAGUUACAGGAGAAGAAAUUGAAUAAGACUGAACGAUUGAGAUUCCGAGAAGAGGCAGAGAUGCUAAAAGGCUUACAACAUCCAAACAUUGUCCGCUUCUAUGACUAUUGGGAGGUGACUUUGACAAAAAGGAAGUACAUUGUUCUUGUUACUGAGCUCAUGACAUCUGGAACACUCAAAACUUACCUAAGGAGAUUUAAGAAAAUCAAUCCUAAGGUUUUGAAGUCGUGGUGUCGACAAAUCCUAAAGGGUUUAAGCUUCCUGCAUUCAAGAACCCCACCAAUUAUACACCGUGAUCUGAAAUGUGACAAUAUCUUCAUUACGGGAACAACAGGCAGUGUCAAGAUUGGUGAUCUUGGUCUUGCAACUCUUAAAAACAGGUCGUUUGCUAAAUCUGUGAUAGGAACUCCAGAAUUUAUGGCUCCAGAGAUGUAUGAAGAACACUAUGAUGAGAGUGUGGACGUGUACGCAUUUGGGAUGUGCAUGUUGGAGAUGGCCACAUCAGAGUAUCCAUACUCAGAAUGCACAGGACCUGCCCAGAUUUACAAAAAAGUUAUCAGUGGAGUAAAACCAAUGAGCUAUGAGAAAGUAGAAAACCCAGAAAUUAAAGAUAUUAUUGAACACUGUAUAAGGCCUAGGAAAGAAGACAGGCCUGGCGUAAAGGAUUUGUUGGUUCAUGAGUUCUUUGCUGAAGAUCUGGGAUUGAGGUUAGAGAUUAUAUCACGAGAAGAGGCGAUAGCUUCUGCUUCAGCAAAGGUGGAGUUCAGGCUGCGAGUAUUAGACCCAAAGAAACGCAGCAACAAGCACAAAGAAAAUGAAGCCAUUCAGUUUGAGUUUGACAUUCAGGCAGAUAAUGCAGAAGAAGUGGCUAGUGAAAUGGCAAAGUCUGGACUCAUAAUGGAAGAUGAUGCCAGAGCUGUAGCCAAAAUGUUAAAAAAUAGUAUUUCAACUUUGACUAAAGAGAGGGAGGAUCGGAAACAUCUGGAACGCGAGGUAGAUGUUGUAGUAGAGAUAUCUCCAGACUCCAGUUAUAUGUCUCAGAGCAAACCAGACAGGGCACUGGCAACAGGUCAAACUCUCUACGUGCAACAGCAACAAGUGCUGCCUCAAGUCCCACCACAGCAAGUGCUACCACAACAGCAACAGACUGGCAUAGUUCAUGGCAGUUAUAUAACUCCGUUCACUUCGUUAUGCCAGCAACAAGCAAUGCAUGUAGUAGUUCAGCAGCCCACUGUACCAGCUGCUCAGCAGCAGGAGCAGACAUCUUCCCAGCAGCAACAGACACAGAAGUUGUAUAUUGCAACUAACUAUCAGCAAUCUGGUGUCCCACCUGUGAUUUUACAACAGCCGACUAACCAGCAGUCUCCUCAUCAGACGAAAUCACUGGGGGCCAGUAACACUGCCCAGUAUCAUCCUCAACCAGACAUUCCACAACAUGAAUCACAGAUGGCUGCAACUAGUGCCAGUACUGCACCGAUCUUAGGAUCAGGGGUGACUUCAAGUGACAUAUCAAACGUAAGUUUUCUACAGGAUAUGCCACAAAAUUCAAAUUGUAAUCAAGCUUCAUCUGAUUGCAGUACAGCUUCCAAACCUAAUGCUAAUGCUAACACUAACCUCGUACAACCAAUAACUUUAAAAAUUCCAUAUGCUUCAUUUCUGCAAAAUACUAAUGCACAGGUGCUUACAUGUUGCCAGUUUUCAAAAGUAGAUCCAUUGCCUUUACAGCAGACUGCUCCAGUCAUACUUCUCCAGCAACCUAGUCCUACAGCCUUUGUAGUCAAUGGAGAUGCUUCUUCUGUUCCUGAAACCUACACACAAAACACUUCAUCUGUGCUGCAGUACCAUUUACAGCAGCAUGCAAUGUCAGAUUUUGUGCCAGCCAGUAGUGAGAGUUAUGCUCUGUCCCCUGUCAUGACUCCAGUUCCUACACCAAACCCACCUUCAACACCUAUCCCAGGGGCUCCUAACACUCCAUUCUUAAACCUUAAUUUACAGAUCCCAACGAAAGAUGUGUAUUGUGUGAGUAAAACCUCUCCAGUUUUACAAAAUGCUGAACUGACUUGUAAAUUUAAUCAGGUGCAAAACUUUCAGGCAGAACAUGGCCAGUUUCAGGGAGUUGUAUAUUCUGAUAAAGUUGAUCAGACAUCAGAUUAUGAGACUCCACAGUCAUGUGUAAAUGUGACUGGAUCACAGAAUUACCAGUCAAAUGCUACAAGUAUCAGUCAUAUUAAUGAUCAGUUACUGAACAUUCAAAUUAAUGAAUUACCACUACAUGACCAGCAAUUUGAUACACAGAAAAGGCUACAACAGAAACAGUAUUCUGCUCGAGCUAAAACAAAGGAUGUAAACAAGGUGAGUGAAAUCCACCAUUUGAAACAAGAAGCCAUUCACAAUGCAGGAGAAUUCUUUGAAGAAGGCUUACAUAGUGCAAAUCAAUGUAUAAGCAGUAAACUAGACCCAAAAACCCAUAUAAACCAUGAAAUGAGCAGUGUGAAAACCUCAAAUACAGUAAAUGUUUGUACUCAACAAAUUCACAAUAAGGAGGAAACACAAAGAGCACUUGAAUGUUUGAAAAAGGACCAAGAAGAAAUUGGUACACAAACAACACCUUCAUUGGACUGUGGGUCAACAGUGGUGGAUUCACCAGCCAAUAAGGAAACUGGUUCUGGUUCCUCAGUACUUUACCCAUUAUUGGGUUAUACUGCAGAGCCUGUGCAGGCAUCAGAAGCAGUACAAAUAUUGCAAAGUUUGCCAUUACCAACUUCAGUUUCUGAUGAGAUGGCAGCCCAGGGUCACAUGCAAAAUAGAAGAAAUUCUUCAGCAAUGUCCAGUGUGCAAGGAUCUCCAACAAGAUCCACUACAAAGCUGAAUGAAGGCGGAAGCCCUCGACAAGGAUACCAAAAUGGAUUAUUAAUUAGUGACCUUCCUCAUACCUCAUCAGAUCAAAUGCCCUCACAUUGUAUCAGAACUACUUUAUCAGAACUUAUAUCGUCAUCUGACCUGGAGUCUUGUUCUGAGACACAGAGUGCUCCUGCUGUUCCUGCUGCAGAAGUUCCUAUUGAGAAACGUUCUAAAAGAACAGGAACAAAACGACGUAAGACUGUAGGUGAUCGUGGACCCAAAUUGAUUGUUCUGUCUUUGGGUAAUGGUGGGGGUGUUGUGGAAUGCCAGCUGGAGUCCAGCAAACACAGGACGGUGACAUUCACCUUCCAUAUACAAGAUGUGGUUCCACAGGAUAUUGCAACCAACUUGGUGGCUGAGAACCUUCUGCCAGAACACCAGUCUGAUAUAUUUGUGGACUUGAUAAAAGAUAUUGUACAGCAGUUAAAAGAUAAUCCUGAUCGUUUGCCUGUGUUGCCUCACUGCCCAUUAGAUAGCCCUGUAACUAGUAGGAAGCCGCGAGACAGAGAACGUGAUCCAUUGGCUGAGUCACAGACAAGGGUACGUCAUUCUUCACUAACUCGUCAGAGUUCUCAUCGGGCUUCAUAUAAAGGUCACAGGCGACAUCGUUCGAAGGAUGAAACAGCCACAGUAGCAAAGCUGAUGGAUCCCAUAGUGAGAGAGAGAGCAUCAUUAUCAGGGCCAAGCAGCCCCAUGCAUGUUGUACAGCAGCACCCUUUGGCAGCCAUUUCAAGUACUACAGUUGGCCCUUUGCCGCAGCGCCUAAUAUCUCGCUUUAUGGUGAGCACUGUUGAUGAAAGUGCAUCUUCAUCUAGUCUUGUUGGCUCCAUGUCAACUCCAGUGUGCUCCUCAGCGAUUGCAGAUCCAUCUGUCACCCUUCUUCGUUUACCAUCUCUCGAUCUGUCAAAACAAAGUGCGGACCAGGUUGAAGUGAAAUGCUUAUCUAAUGACAGGACAGUUUUGGGAGAGACAGAAACCCAUUCCAUAAUUUAUAGUGAUACAGAAGGAAAUGUCAGCAAUAUAGGAAAGAAAGUUGCAGUUGGAAGGGAGAAUCUAAGCAAUGAAGAUGUUAGGAAACAGUCAUCUGCUUCUACAGAUACCAUUCCUACAUUCUCAGUGGAUGUUAAUUAUGACCUGAAUUCUUCAGAAUCUCAGUCUCAGCACACUGAAAUGCCAGGCACACAAUCCGAAAUAUCCAUGAGUUCCUCUACAGAUGUAUAUUCAUCUAAACGUUCAAGCAUAAAUGACCCAGAUGUUCAAUUGGGGUUGCUUGAGAUUGAUACAUUUAUGCACACCAUGCCUGAACCUUCCACACAGGACCAUAUCAUGGCUUCAAAUGGUCAACUUAUUGAAGGAACUCCAUCUCACUUAUCACAAACUCAGGGACAGUUUGGCACAGUUCUGGUAAUGGAUGGAACACAACUAGAACAGGGUGUAAAGAAAAUGACUUUAACUCAAGUAAUACAAGACACGCAAUUGUCCGACCUCUCUGGAAGUGAAGGCCCUAGCCGGAAAACAAGUUUUAUAUCUGAGAGAUCAACAGAAUUUGAUGAAGCUAUGAACACAGCUGAAGUCUAUAAAUAUGCAUCAGAAGUCAUUCCAUCAUGCCAUUCACCUGCAGAGCCUCAGCAGCAGCAGCAACAAACUAAUUUGCAGACCACUUUUCCACUGGCUAGUCAAUUAUCCACAUCACAAGCUAUGCCUGGAGCCAGCCAGACACCAACUCAGCAGUACACCCCUGAGAAUACCAUCAUGCCUGCAGUUGAUCAGCAAGCAUUGUCAAUGCAUCCUAGAUUGUCACAGCAGAAUUCUCUGGAGAAAGACAGUGGCCCACAAACAAUAGCAGAUUUACAGCAGAAGCUGCUGCAGCUUACAUCACAGCCAUCAUCAGAACGUGUAUUGACUGCAACCCCCCCAUCCCACCCUGCUACUCCUCAAGUUCAGCAUACCUAUGACAGCUACAUGCAGACAUUACAACAGAAACUAGCAUCCAUAUCAAUGCCUAGUGGCCACAGCCUGGGCCCAUUGUCACCACAGAGCACGUUACAUGCAGCUGUAGCUAGUAGUUCUGUGAUUCCUACAGCUGUUGAUAUUAUAUCUCAGCCAAUGAUGCAGACAGGUGUAAUGGGCAUUGAGGGCUUAGCAGUUUUACCAACUGAUCAGCCAGUCAUUGUUCAGCCUUUGGCUGUAUUAGCUCCAGUUCAACAGAUGUCAAUAACGCCUCUUGUGGAUAGCAGUAAUAGUAGUAGUGGAGUCAUGUCACCUAGUCAGAUAGCAUCAAAGGAAGAUAUUCAGCGUCAACUGAGGCCACGACCAGCGGCAAUUGACCUGCACGAUCUUGAACAGGAGUUGGCAAAGAUACAUACUAGCCACCGUCAUGUUGCUUUAAGUCAGGCACCAAGCAUUAUACAGCUGGGCAUUAGUCCUGCAGCGCAGGUAAUACCACAGCCCAUGGCUCAACUGCUGACUACUGUACCCUUGGCAGUACCAACUCCUGUUCAGCCAGCAAAUACUCCGGUAUUCCCUCCUACUGUACUGAAUCCAAACAUGCCACUAGUUACUGACAUCAGUGUUAACACUACACCAGAUGAAGCUGUCAUAGUGGUGAAUCACUCUGAGGCUUUGGAGACCCAAACCAGGGGUUUGCGUUAUAACAAGGAAAUUUCAGAGGAUUCCCAAGAGCGUGUUGUUUCUGAUACAGCAAUGGUUGAGAGUGAAACCCAAACUGCAGAUCUGUUUAUGACAGAAUGCCAAACUAUGACAUCAGAUACAAAUCUUGUACAUAAAAACAAAGGCCCUGCAAGGAGAGAACCACAAGAGGAGAAGUCAUUUGAUGAAAAUAAACAGCAGGAGCACAAGGCAAAGCAUGAACAAAAGAAGACAGAUGACAAUUUAACUGUAAAAAGAAUAUCCAGAUUUCAAGUGAGCAUUGUACAAGAGGAUAUGUCUGUGGCAGUUUCAUCUCAAGCUUCUUGGAGUUCAGACACAAGUAAUAAGCCAAUAACCACAACAGCUGUAAAGCGAGGUAGAUUUAGUGUGGUUACCCACACAGAUGAUAUAACUCCUGUGAUGCCACAAAUUCCAACAUCACAAGUAUCUGAGGAUCAGAUUCCAACAACACUGUCAGCACUUGGUAAUAGGUUUUCCACAAUUCCACCACUACCUGAUAACAGGACUCUUGCAUCACCACCAGUAUUUGAUAAUGCACCAGAUUCCCAGCUGUUAACAGAGAGUGACUACACUCUUCAAAUACUUCACAAAGCAAAACCAAUACCAUUAGUUUCCUCGGGAACGGGACUUGUUACUUCGUCCAGUGGUUCUAGUUGCAAGUUUACUUCAGCAGGUGCCAAGAAUGUUGUUGCUACAAAUGCCACUGCAAAGCAACUUAUAACAGUUCCAAAAUCUGCUGUUGAUAUGAAUACUGAAUCAGUAUCGUGUGGCCACAUUGAACCACAGGCAGCAUUUCGACUUCGUACACCACCUGUGUCACGGAAACGGCAGUUGCCAUUGACACCUGCUGUGGACAGCCAAUGGAAGCCACUUGUACCAUGUUGUGGACUGGAAAGUGGAGUCAGUGUAAGUGAUCCUGGUAACUUGAUGUCUCAACCACCAUAUCAUAAUACCAUCCAGAGUAACCAGUCUGAGAAUGACAAUGGAAACCAGGAAAGCAGAAUUGAUGUUCAACAGCAAAUGCUUCAUUCAGUGGCAGCUGUACCAUUAACAACACAACCUACCAAUAUUAACAUCCAAAGUACCACACAACACAAUGUUACCCAAGUUGCGAGUAUUUCUCAUCAGCCCAGUACUUCUAACAUCCCUGUUUACCAGAGUGAAAUACAUACACUUCCAGUGAUGCACACAGUUCAAAAUAAUAAUAACCAUCGAUUACAGUACCAGAAUGUUUCUGGUUUCUGCUCAGUAGCAGCACUACCACUAAAUGUUUCCAUUAAAUCAGAUAACGAAGGGACAAUUAGAACACGAGAUAUUCAUUAUCCAAACCUCGUAAUAAAUCAGAACCCAGUUGAAUUGCCAAGAUUCUCUUUGAAUACAAUUCAUACACAAACAGGACAUCACAACAUUGAAAACUGUGAGAGGAUCACAGAUAAAUACAAUUCCUCUUGUAGUACGCAGUCACAUAAACUAUAUCAGCAAGAAUCAGUGGUUGGUUACAAACAAGGUAAUGCAAAUCUCAUUGCAGGAUUUCCUAAUCAGAUCAAAAAAAAAAUUAAUAUUCCAAUUCAAAAGUCAAGGCAACAGUCCAUGGUGAGACAGAAUAAUCACCCUGCUCAGCAACAGUAUUUUCCAACCCAGACAGUAUCACCAUCAAAAUUGCCUUUGAAACGAGCUGGAAGUGUUAAUAUUGCUUCCGUGUCCCAGGGAGUGAAUACUAGUCAUCGUUACAGGAAGUACAGUAGUAAUGUACCUUACUUUGAUCGUGAUAAUUCACUGAGAAGUAUUGAAGAAGGUAGAAGUGAUUUUGGAAAUCACUUAAAACCUGGUUCAAAAUUUCAUGACCACUUCAGUGAGUCUUACCUAGUUCAAAGUCUAGGCUCCAAUAAUCAGAAAAUAUCAGAGCCAUGUGAUGUUAAGAACUUAAAAGAGCUGUCAGAACAUGGUGAAUCAAAUCCUAUCUGCACUGAAUUUUCAAAGACAAACCUUGUACAUGCCAACAGUGUUGCAGACUUUAGACAGUUUCAUCUUGCACCAACAUACAGGAAUUCUCAAGACAAUAGAAGGUUUCGAACCAUAAGUACAAGUAAAAUUUCAACACUAGAUGAAGGGAAAGGGACAACGGUGAAGCCUAAGAAAACUUAUCAACCCAUACAGAAGUGGUCCAGUUUUUCUAACCUUGAGAAAGUUGAUAAAUGUGGAAUUGUUUCUGGGAACAUCAGUGAAGCUUCAAAACAGUUUGCGAAAAGUAGCAUUCAUGAAUUGAAACCACUACAGCAACGCAGGAAGCUACCUGUUCCUCCAUAUACAUCUAAACCCUUUGAUAUAAAGUAUCCAGAUCCCUCAACUUCAGUUUUUGCCCAGAAAUUAUCUUCAUCUCAGAUAUCAAAUAAACAUGCCUCAACAGGUGACUUGACUACAGACCAUCCAUUUCCUUCAGAAAAUCCACAGUAUCGCCGUUGUACCAGCAUUGAAACAUCAGCAUUACAAAACAAGUUUCCAUCACAGCAUCUACCUGGUACCUCUCCAGACAUCCAUUACCAUCAUAACACUGGUUCUGUAUUAAAUGCAUGGCACAGUACUACAGAUAUUGUAAAGGAUGUGAAUAAUCCAUUUAGAAAACUCAUUAAACCAUCACACCUGUCAUUGAGCCAAGAAUCCUGUAAUGCAAAGCCCAAUUAUCCUCAGUCCCACAGUAAUAAAAAAAAUUAUGAAUGCUUUAGUAAUGUCACUGAUAAUGACAAUGAUCCUCCUGUCAAGAAAACUACAAAACCAUGCUACCUGUCACUGAGUCAAGAGCCAAGAGAUCUGAUCAGAGCAAAACUGAAACAAGCAAAGAGUAUGAGCAACCUUCCGCUAUUUAACAGAAACCAGCCAGUGCGUGUCAGUUCAAGUUCCUCCAUGAACUCUAGUCCUAGUAUGUCACGUACAUCUCUUCACCCUAAUGAUGCUUUCUCGAUCCACCAAAAUAGAAAUGGCUUAAGAACUCACCUGUCACAUUCAGAGGAUUUGCUUAGGGACUUGGAACCAGUGUAUCAUACAGUUCAUGCUGGCAUGAGACCACCAAAAUAUUUAAUGGAAUGGGAACAUAAGCUGCAUUAUUCCAUCAAUAAGGAACUGGAAGAUGUUGGCAACUCAUCAGAAGCGAACUCAGAUGAUAUGGAAUAUUUGGACAGCCGAUCUUACUUUGAAGAUGAGGAAUCUCAAGAUGAUGAUAUGUUCUACUCUCAUGUAAUUCCAUCAACAUCACCCCAAGACCAGGAGAAUAUUAAUUAUAGAUUUUACAGGGAUACUGAGGAUUAUGUUGAUGAUGAGGGGAAUUUGCGAACUAAUCCUGUUCUUGGAAGGACAACAGAGCAGGCAUUGAAAGCCGAAUGUUUGUGUCGGUCUCCAACGGCAAGCACCAAGCCUCUACUCCAGUUUCAUAGAUCACAAGAAGAGUUACAGACACAGCAUAAGAAAUCUCUGGAAUUAGGAACUUCUGCUGCAGGGCAAACUCAAAAAAGGUCAGAAGAUGCAAGUCAGAAGUGUGAAGUUCUUUCUCAGUUGCCUUACAGUGGUGAAGAUCAAGUAAUACCAUCUGGUGGCAGAUUUGAGAACUGCAGCAAUCCAAAUUUUGAUGGCAGAAGGAGAAAUAAACUUCCAACACAAUAUGUUUCAAGCCACAGGGGUAGAGAAAGAGACUUGGGUCAACAGACUGUGAUGGAUUCUGAGUCUGAAGAGGAAUUUAUUGCACAGUCAUGGAUGAAUACUGAUGGAUUUAGACUACUUCUCAAAAGGCAGCAUCUAGAAAGGGAAGCAUUGAAGCAAAAGCACCAAGAUGAGAUUGACGCAUUCCACCAUCAACAGUUGAUGCAGCAGUUGAAUAUGAAUACCAGCAAGUUUGAGACUCACCAACAAUCAUCAUCAUCAUCAUCAUCAUCUACAGUCUCAGCACCUGCAGUUACAGCCAUGUACCCAGUUAUGUAUCAGUCCAUGGCUCCAGCAUAUACAGUGACUGCAUCACGUGCACCUGGAGCCAGUUUGGAAGAUUAUCUGAUGUACAGCACAGCACCGCAAUCACCCACAUUCGAAGCAAGUGGAUGCCCAUCAUUACCAAAUACACCUCCUCCAUAUUUGCCACGUCCAAUUAAUGGGCAGCUGCAUUCCAUGACAUCUGAAGAAAUACUUCAACUCUCUGGUGCAACAAACCAGGUUUUAACAAGACCAGUAGUUAUUAACACUGCAAAUGGUCAUCAGUUUCUCUCUAACCAUAUCAGUAUGGUGAAUCCAAAUCAAACAAUGAUGGGAUACAACCCUAAAGUCUUCCAGCAAGGGAGCAGUCAUGGGUCACCUAAUACUGCUGUAAAUGACUGUCUGGGAGCAGAGACAACUAACAUUGUCACAGUGAGACCUGACCUUGGACAGAUGCCUCCUCCAUCUGGUGGUAUUCAUUACACAGAACCCCUGUGGGUACCAGUCUCAUCUGCAAACCAGGCAAAUCCCAAUAUGAUUCCUAGUUCAAGUCAGUGUUUCAACCAGUAUUCAGUUGGCACCCUUGGUGGCCUUCCUGGUUUUCGUCGUGUUUCAACUGCAACUGGAAGUAUCUUGCAGCUGGCCCAUGGCUCACCUCCUCAGUUAGCUUCUGCAGUAAGAACUCCUGGCUAUUACUUCCAGCCUGCUGUAACUCCCCUGCUUCAAGCUGGGAUGAGAUUUGUAUAUGAGACCCAACAGCAACAAGAUGGCAUGGUUUCUCCUACUCGGCAGCCAUUGACUCCAGUGAACUCUGCAGGACCAGCAAGUCCAUCAGAUCGCUGUCACAUAGAUCAUCAUGACGGAAUGAGUGGGCAGGCUGAGCAUAACUAAACAUAUUGUCUUAUACAAAAUUUGUUUACCUUGAAAACAUUUAGAAUGAGAUUGCCAAAGUUUUGAUUUAUGUAAUUAACUUUGUUUCAGAAUUAGCUGUUUGGAAUUUCUGCCAUGUAAUAAGUUACACUGUUUUUUCAAGACUGUUUAUUCAUUUUUAAUCACGCUAUAACAGUCCAACACUUUCUUUAAAUUUGUUCAUUAAUAUGACUACUUGCAGAAUGAAGUGCUGGAAUGAGUAUUAGUGACAGGUGAAGUUUAGUAUUGCUGGAUCAUUACAGUCACCAGAAAUAUAUUUAAUUUGUAUGUUAUGGCAGUCAUUAAAAUAGCAAACAAGUGAUAUUGUAAAUAACAUUUGGAGAGUUCAGUAAAUAAACUUAAGAACAUAAAUAAAGUAAGUAACUUUCUGAAUAUGCUUUUUAAUAAACAAUUUGAGAAGUAUCAUUAAACUGUCAUUAUAUUCUGAUAUGAAUGUAAAAGUGUUAAAUAUAUAAUAUGAAUAGGCUCAGUUUGCGAUACGUUUGAAAAUUCAGUUUUAAGAUAGAAAGACCUUAGAACAAAAAUAAGGAUACUCAAGUAGUAUAUGAAAUAAUUGAUAUUAUGCUGAAGUAAUUUGUACAGUAUUUAAUUAUCAGUCUUUGAAACAGUGGAUCUCUUAUAAGCUUAAAUAACGUGAGAAUUUGUGGUGCAUGUAUGAUUGUUAGAUGUUUAAUUUCAGCAUAAAUUAAUACAGUUAAGUUUCAAAGACUGGUUCGUUUGGAUAUAUGAUAAUGAAAUUGGAAUUAUUAAUUAGUUUUUAAUCCAUCACAGCACUUUUGAAAUCAAUAACUUUCAUAGUGUAAAGAACCAUUCCAUAACAUCUGUUUAAAAUUAAAACAUGCAUCUGAACAAGACUGCAAAAUUGUGCUUUUUAUUAGAUUCAUGUAUAUUUAAAUCUUAUAAUUGGAAAUAAGUUUUUGUGUUAAAUGCAUAAAUAUAAGUGCUUUUAUCAUAAUUCUGCACUACAAUGUCUUAACAUGGCAAAUCUGCAUAUGCUGUACCUUAAUAGUGGUACCUAGUAACAGCUUUGCAACUGCUCUAUAAUCUUUCAGUUUUUAUGUUUUUUCCUUCUGUUUUGCCUUCCUGGUGGCAUUUAUAUCACAAUAAUAAUAGUAAAGACAGAUUAAAAAUGUAAGACUGAAAUACCAGUAAUUUUAAAUGUAUUAUAUUGGAGGUGAUUAUACUGGUAUGUUUAUUUGCAAAUAAAAUUAAAUGGUGAUGGUUGGCUAUAAGAAAUUGAGAGACCUACUGCGUAAGUACAGAAUAAUUAUUUAUUUAAAACACUCUGUUCAUCAGAAAGGAUGAAAUAAUCAUUUUAAGGGUUUAAACAGUAAACUGCAGAGAGAUGAAUGAGUGUUCACAGAUUUAGUUAAAAUUAAUUUGUAAAGUUAAAAACAUCUGGUACUGUUAGUAAUAAAACAAUUGAAUUUAUUGUG